This is a messenger RNA of Fusarium redolens, 1249 nucleotides long. RefSeq lists its product as uncharacterized. The record is from RefSeq and is a predicted model, not a curated record. The coding region runs from base 263 to 865 and encodes 200 amino acids. Lineage: Eukaryota; Fungi; Ascomycota; Sordariomycetes; Hypocreales; Nectriaceae. The transcript has a single exon.
CCCUUCCUUCUAAUUAUUCUCCAAAUUCAACUUCCCAGACUUAUUCUUUUUAUAUACGACCAUCCCAUCUUCAUCACCCAACCAUCAUCACUCUAAGAUAUCAUCUCCACGCAAACAAACAACCAUGUCUUUAUCAAAGCAAGAUAUGAAGUACCUGGCCAACCGCAAGGUCGUUACUGAAGAGGCCCUCAUUGCUAUCGCGGCUGCUAAACGCGAUGACUUUGAGAGAUGGUGCAAGGCACCUCAGUUCCAGCAUUUUUUGAUGAGAGCUCGUCUCGGGAGCCCAUCAGAUCCAAUGACCCUCCCACGUCUUCAAAAGUGGGCAGCUGAUGAGAUGUUCCACCUCAGAGCUAGUCUAUCGUCUGGAAAGCAGUGUACUGGCGCUAACGACCGCACCCAGGGCUCUGCCGUCAAGUCUGGUGGCCCUACUCCCCGGGAUCAAAUUCCUGCAGCCAAGGCCGCUGCUGAUCAGCCUAAGGGCUUGAAGAUGUUCGAUAUCGAUGAUCUCCUGAAUGGGGACUAUACGAAUGAAGUCGUCGCCAGGAUCACCCAACGCGAUAUCGAGAUUAUCGUUGGUCAGCGGGCAGAACCUCACGUGGCCUGGUUUCUCCGGGUUCUACUCGGCAUCAGGCGAGAUCACUCUGAUUUUACUGCAAGGAGGCUUGUGAGGGAUUGGGUGUACGAUAUCAAGUCCCGCGAGUGCAUGAAGACCCAAGCUGCCGCGGAACCAACUAAGUGCCAGGCGCAUAUUGGCGAGAAGCUUGGCCAAGAUGCGACGUCCAAAGUCCUCGUGAAUAAGAAGAACACGACAAAGAUCGAAGAAGGCCCUCGCUUUAUUGACGAUAACCUUAUCGCAUUUGCUUAAGAGUUCAGAGGCGUCUAUUUCCUUUUUUUUAAAAGCUGAAGUUCAAGUCUGGUGGUAUUAAUUCUAUGGUGGGAUCAUCGUUACGUUAUGCGAAACUAUGUAUCAAACAUUACCAAUUGGUUACAGAUCACUAUAGGUCUUUGCAUACUUGAAUACAUUUUAAACGCGGCUUCGGGCGUUAUGAACCAACAAGUUCUUCAUUGAAAUGGUGCAUUGACGUUUUGAGGGGACGGGUAUAGGCGAACCCCACAACCUUAAUUCUGGUGUGUUGAUACGUAGGUGCAUAUAAAGUCUCAAGCGCAACAUGUCAGUAGCAAGGUGAAAAUGUCCUGUGACUAUAGAUGAAUAAAAACGUCAUGAACUCGUUGCAAGAGUACUGCGAAA